GCCGUUUGUUAUUACAACGUAUUAACUUGCAGCCUUGCUUUUAAUCAAAACUGUCAUCAGUAGCCACCCUGUUCCCCUAAUGGACGUCGUGUCCGUUUACAGUAGCGAGGAAACCAGUCUUACCUUGCUUUGCUGAUGAAUGGAGUAGACUGAGUAAAGGCUCUUUACCUAGCUUACUAGGAAAUUUGGUGCUCUUUCAACUGAUUUAUCUCUUCUUGGUGUUAUAAAAAAGGCCAAUCGUUGGCGCAAAAAAUUGAAAUGGAAGAAGCGGAUAAGGUAAGUGGGAGAUCUGUUUGUGUUUAUCAAAAUGCCACUACCUCGUGGUUCUAUAACAUCCCAUUUUCAGGCGAAUGAAUUUAAGCAAUUGUGCUUUACAUUCAUUGUGCAUUCGUGAGAAAUCGCUACCAAACAGACUUUGCUUAUUUGAAAGGCUGCACUCGGUGCUUUACUAAAGACCACAGAAAUGUUCUUAAAGCUUGACUUCCGCAAAAAAGAAAAAAAAAUCAUUUUCCCCACGUAAAAUUCCGGACUCCGAAACAAAACGACUACUAAACAACUGGGCAGCCCGGGUAAAUCUGCAAUUUGAAAGACUGACACCAUGGUAGCAAUUUUUUUCCGCGAGAUGUAUGAACUUGGGGCUGCAUUCAAUGUCUUGUGGCAGUCGGAAGACAAUUUGAAGUGAGUUAUAUUGCCACGUUUCGGUACCUUUGUUGCCCUAGACAAGCUUAGCUUUAGACAGCAGAGAGACUGAACCCCUUCGAUUCGUUCCACCUACGGCCUCCAUCCUGUAGCCUACCAGAAUGUCAAAAAUAUCGAUAAUCAAAUAAAAUUUGUGUUGAAAGCUGAAACAACACAAUACCACUUGGCGAAGUUCACUUCUGUAUAAUGUUCUCAAUACUGACUCAAAACCAAGUAGGUCAAGUAGUUGUUAGAUAUGAAAGCUACAAUAGCCACAAAAGCAUUUAAAUUUUGCAAUAGAGCGACUUUUCUCUGAAAUCGUCGUUGCGUUCUUAAGGGUCUAAAGGACUUUCCAAACUUGUUAUCAAGGUCUUUCUCUGUUUAAUGCAUUAUUAAACGUUUUUUUCUACUUGAAAUUCCAUACAAUCCGGAAAAGCUGGAGAUUGUGUUCGUGAAAGAAUGUUCGUUAUAUCCGAUGACGAAAAUUAUACUCCAAUAAUGACAAAUUAUCAGUGCAGGAAAUAACUUUUAAGAAAGGUUAAUACCCCUGAAUUUCGAUUAAUUUCAGCCCCGGUGGAGCUUACCUGUUAAAAAUAUGGCUUAGGGGUAAAAAUAUGGCUUGUGGUGGUCUACGUAAGAGAAAUGGGGUCUUAGAGUAGCAUAAUGGAUUUAGCGGAUCCACAUUUAACAAUGUGUCUAUACGCAUUAUCCGGAAACUCUGGAAAUCUACAAACCUUAUUUUCAAGAAGCACAAUAUAAAGGUUCGAUAUGGGUAAUUCAUUACGAUAUAUUGCUUGAACGCGAGUUAUAUUUCCUUUAGAGUUCACGUAUCCUGACUCUAUGUAAAUCCAGUCACCUAGCUACAUCCUCUACGUUCUCUCACAAAAAAGAAGUCAGCAAAGGAUUAUCAGUUAGUAGGAAAGAGAUUUUAAGUGCACGGAUUUGUUCACCUGCAAAUCUACCUGCCACAAAAUCCCACAAGGUUUGCUUUCUUUGUUUGUUUACGUGGCGGUGGUUUAUGAAACAUUUAUGGCAGACCGCGGUGCGGUUUUCACCAAGGCAUCUCUAAAAAAAAACGCUUUAUAGCUUUGUCAAAUAAUUAACUUACCAUACGUAUAUAAAGCUUUAUUAUCAAUUUCUAGGGCAAGGAUAUAUUUUUUACAGGUCGCCUGACCUUGAGGAAUAUUUGCUUUGUCGCAUGUGAGUUAAUGUGUUUGUAAUAUUCUUUUAAACUUAAACAUAAUCGUUUCGAGAGACUGAUAAUCGAAUUAUCUCAUUCCAAAGUCUGAUUCAAUACAUUUCUAACUUUUAUAUCUGCGGACGAAAUCUUGUGGAGUUACCCUUCUAAUGAAACCAGUUUGGCAGUAAUUUCACGUAGCAAACGCCUUUUGAGGGGUUGUUUAAAAUAUUGUUAAAUUUUCCUCAUUAUUAUUAUUAUUUUUGCUGUGGAUACUAUCUAUUAUUAGUCUGAAUGAUCACCAUCAUCUAUAUCAGAACUACUAGCCGGCUAUCUCUGUCAGGAGGCUACGAUUAAUCAGAGACACCUAUCAUGCUUAAAUUACAGGUUAAAUAUAUACAUUAAAAAAAACAUUAUUUGAUAGUAUUUCACCAAGAGUAGUAUUCAACAGUAACCUUAAAGUAAACAAAUAUUAUAUUAACAAACGCAGCAUAAUGAUAUGAAAACAUUACAAAGUUAUCAACAACGCUGUUCAAAUUACAAUAAUUUCGAGAGCAUGAUUUACAAGUAAAAUGAAAGAACACGCGAAGGCAAUAUCAUAUACAUUGAAAUUAACGUAUUUUAAUAGUAUUCCGUUUCUCCCCGACUUGUCUCCCUACGCAGCCGUCCCAUACUCUUAAAAGUGAAUUGUCCAUUGAGUUUGUUAAAACCUUACUUACUUAAAUUUUGUUCUUGAAAACAAAUAAUUGAUUUAUUGUGUUCCUAAAGCCAAUCGCACUGAAUAUUUAGAAAAUCCGUUUAUUUCAAGCUUCAUCGAUGAAAUACACGUAACUCCUGCCAACCAUUAAAUUUCCUGCAUUUUGUCGCAGCUUUUUUAUCUGUGUUUGUUACAAACUUUGUCUUGAUUUUAAUUGAUACCAAUCACACUGGCGAUGUUUAAUGUCGUAACAAUGCCCUUGUGUCAAUUUUACUCGGAGAUUGUGCUGUUUAUUGGAAAACAGAGAAUGGAGCUUUAUUACAAAGAACCCGUUCUUUAGAUUUGCAUAAUUUUUUCACGCUAACAACUCCAUCGUGUGAGAGAAGUAUAGGAUAUUCAAUUUAUAACCAUUGCAACGACAGGUUAGUAACUAAUUUGGGGAGAAAGAGUCACAGUCUAUUUACAGUACUAGCAAGCAAAGAGUGCUAUUUCUCGAUAUUUCUUGGGAUUCACAAAUGGGCGGUAGAAAGUUAAAUAUUAAACAGAUAUAGAAUAAUAUAAUCGGUACUCUUCGGAAAUUAUACGCUACUUGUUUUAGCUAAAAUAUUAAUAUCUGACUCUACUUAAAGCUGAAAUAUCUACCUUAUCAGAGUAAUAUCUGCUCUUUUGAUCUGAUAGAUUUUGACGGACGACACGAACUAUUUGUUAGUGUAUAUGAUCGCCCGUGGACGACUGAUUACGCUUGUACGCUUGCGUUCAAUCCCAUUUGUCCACGAAUUCUUCGGGGACUGUCUUGGAAAUAUUAUUGGGGGAUUAAAGAGGCUUCUCCCAUGGAGGGAGGAAGAUACUAGAAGGCAGAUCAUCCUCGCGCCAUAUGUUUUCUGUAUUUAGUUUAAAUGCAAAACGUUGUACUUGUCCCUAGCGCUAGGAUCUUCCUUGCAGUGAGGUAGGAAUUAAAGAUCCUAGCACCAGGAAGAUCCUAGCACCAAGUAAACUGCUUUCACUAGUAGGAAGAUCCUAGUGUUAGGUACAAACCACACAAAAAUAGCUGCGGGCCGUUCAAUGGGUUAUCUUCAAUCUUUAAUUCCUCCUCUACUGUUAACCAAACAGACAGAAAAUUCUGCACGUAAACCCAACGAAAAGUUGUUCCGUCUUAUAGGAUCUUCCUCCAGCUCUCUUUAUGUAAAAAGCCCCUAAGUAUACAUCAAAUAGGUGUAUUCGGUGGUAGCUUUAACAAAUUAACGAGAUUCAAACGAUUAUAGCCACUAUUAAUUUGAUAUUUUUGGCCGAUUCAAGUAAAACUACUCUGUCCUACCUUAAGCUUAGCUGUUUAGACAAUCUUUUGCAUACAGCAGACCUUGCUAGACAGUUUGUAGUCACGCUUCGGUAAGACAAAGUCGGAUCAAUGGAAGUUUCUGGGUAAAUGAUCGACCGCUUACCCCUUCCCUUAGUCAACAUUGACACUUACUUCUCACUUGGGGCAAAAUUGUGAAUUAGGGGAGGGGUAGGUGGUAAGUUAUCCAGAAACCUCAAUUAAUCCACAAAGUCCUUUGAGUCCUUUUUCUUGGCAAUUCUGUGUUACUUAAAUGAGGUGUGGUCUUAUUGAAAUGAUUCUUAAAUGAUAAUGAUGACGAUGACGAUAUUGAUGAUGAUGAUGAUGAUGAUGAUGACGACGACCAAAAAGAGGAUGAUGAUGAUGAUUUGGUAACAUUCCAUUGAUUUCUUUCAGCUUGUUUACUCCAAUGCAACUGACACCAUGUCUGAAUCGCACUUGUUAGCACCUCCUCAGGAGCCGUCGCGCAACUAUCGCUCCCACUCCCUGAAAACACAGAGUCAGCCCUUCCUGUUUCCACCCCGAACUAAGCGACGUACCCUGAGUCUUCCAUCGACCAAACCAAUCAUCCCGCCCUUCAUUGUCAUAAGCGAUUACCAAGGCAACAAUGUAAGUGAACGCGAAGAUGGAGAAUUAAGAUGUGAAUAUCACAAGGAAUGCAUGGGUAAGUUUUUUUUUGUGCGUGUAUGUCCGCGUGAUUUCGUUUUCUCGUUCAGAGACUGUAGACAGUCAGUUUCAGUUUAAGAAUAUGUGCUUUUAAGAUUCCAAAAAACAUGGCACGUCCAGGAAUGUUUAAGAGAUAUGUAAGUACCAUUAUACUAUUACUAUACCGUCAAAAUCCAUUUCGUUUUUGUUUUCUCAUUUCAAUUGAUAAAUACCGUUUUUGUUUCAGAAAACAACAACGAUAUAUGGUUUGCAUUAAAAAAACACUGGUCGUUGUAGUAAACCGACACCAUAAUGCAUACAUGUUUGGUCAAUUUCUAAUAUCAAAAUUAAACGCGUUAUUUUUCGUUAUCCCUCUUCUUUUCAGCGUGGUACACGCCCGUACUUGGUUUUUCUUGUAGUGUUCUGAUUUACUUCUGCUCAUGCGCACUGGCCUACUAUUCAAAAGCAAGUUAACCACUAGUAUGUUUUCGUAUUUCGUGACUUCAUUUAUUUAUGGAUUUCCUGAAACGUCCAGUUCCACGAAUUUUUGCCGCUCUGUAUCGCUGGGUCAUCGCUGACGUUUAAAGGUGAAGCAGUCAUCUUGUGUUCUCGUCCCAAACAUUGCUGGCCACAUAAUUCCAGUCAGAGCUCUCACCAUCUCGUGUCCAAUCAUGCUGGCGUAAACCUUUACUGGAAGGUGCAGGGCAUUCUUACAGGAGGAUGGCAAUAGGUUUGGUCUGGGACUGAACUUGUCAUAAGGAUGCUUGUUAUAACAAGAACAACACGUUUUAUUGAAAUUCAACAUUAUAACUGAUGAAAUCAUUUUCCCACCCACAAAAAGCCUAGAGAGAGAGGGGAGAGGAAAGAUCUAUUUACAAUACAAGGUUCUAUUAGUUGGACUAAAUAAUAAUAAAGACACUACAAUA
This is a messenger RNA of Porites evermanni, 5456 nucleotides long. The record is from the annotation of a GenBank genome assembly. NCBI's taxonomy places the organism in Eukaryota, Metazoa, Cnidaria, Anthozoa, Scleractinia, Poritidae.